Brassica napus (rape) is the source of this 1193-nucleotide messenger RNA. RefSeq lists its product as uncharacterized. Bases 177 to 1016 code for a protein of 279 amino acids. Gene Ontology annotation, cellular component: nucleus; site of double-strand break. The transcript has 8 exons. NCBI's taxonomy places the organism in Eukaryota, Viridiplantae, Streptophyta, Magnoliopsida, Brassicales, Brassicaceae. The record is from RefSeq and is a predicted model, not a curated record. Gene Ontology annotation, biological process: double-strand break repair.
UAUGCAGAGAUAAUUGAUUUUGAGUGUUAUUGUAGGAAAUUACUCUCUCUUUUUUUUUUUUUAUCUUUUAACAUUUUUUUCAUUGAAGCCGCAGCCAAUUUAAUACAGUAGCAGUAGCAAGCGUCCACUCAAAUUUUGAAAAUUGGGAAUCUGAGGAGGAAGAAGGAAUAGAGAAAAUGGGGGAGAAGAAGAGAUGGAUUGCGAUGUAUACGAAGCACCUCACACAGAAGCGAAAGGUCUAUCACGAUGGCUUCCUCGAUCUCCACCUCUCCAGAAAAAAGGUGUUGCUUUAUGAUGAGGCUGAGAAUCUACUCGAAAGCAGGAUGUUAAAAGCAAACGAAGUUGUGGACUCUGGUGAAAGGCUCUCCUUUCAAGCAUAUCUUGUCGAUGUUUGCGAACCUAACCCAAGUGAGCACUCGGUUCAACACCCCAAACCUCUUGCACCCCUCAGGCCUAGUUUCAAGAAACCAAACCUAGCAAAUAGUUUUGCUUCAAAGAGUCUCAGCCCAUCUCACAAAAUGAUUAGAGUUUUCAAAAAGAGACAACUCCACAAGUUUUCCGCACUAACUCCCGACUCUGUUAAACCAACUUUUGAAGGGACUUUACCUCUUGGCUCCGCUAAUAAUGGAAGCAAUGAUCACCCUCUGAUCAACUCUCCUCGUGAUGGAAAGUCUGGUGCUGAUUUAAGCCGCCGUGAGAAUGAUAAGUACAGCAAGGACGUUCCUCCACAUAAACCUUUACGUGAUGUGAAUCAAAUACUCUCCAUACUUCAGAGACCGAAUGCCACAGCCACAUGUUCUGACACUAACACGAAGACGCCAAUGUCCUCAACAAAAGUACCUCCAGAAUCUGAUACCUGCAAAAACAUUAAAGUGGAGCCUAUAUCACCGAGAGCAGCAUCUAGAGAUUCACUUCCCCAGCAGUUCAUGGUCCGAGAAACCUCACCGGCCAAGACAACUGCACGCACAAUGACUCAUCUGAACUCUUCCUCUCCGAGUUUUGACCUUGGAAUAUAAAAGACCCCAAUAUCUCAUUUUACGUAAGUUCUGUGUAACUUUUUCUUUUAUGAAAUGAACUAUACGGAAACAAAGUUAUGUAGCUUUAUGUAUAUCCGACUGAAAAAAACAGGACGAACCAGAUCUUAAUGGUUUGUCCAAAGUUCAACAACUCAGUCAGUCUGAUCAUUACUUAUA